This is a messenger RNA of Eurypyga helias (sunbittern), 648 nucleotides long. RefSeq lists its product as uncharacterized. The record is from RefSeq and is a predicted model, not a curated record. Gene Ontology annotation, cellular component: membrane. Lineage: Eukaryota; Metazoa; Chordata; Aves; Eurypygiformes; Eurypygidae. Bases 1 to 648 code for a protein of 215 amino acids. The transcript has 6 exons.
AUGAGGAAGGGAACACUGCAUCCUCACAUCCAGGAGAUGAACGUCUGGAUGCCCCGCGGCGCGGUGUCACCAAUUCCGUGUGCCGCAGCGAGGGGCGGGCAGGGGUCGCCCCCACUCUCCAGCCAUCGGUACCCCGACGUUACGGUGAUGGGAGUCCCCGGCAUCCUGGCUUUGUUUUCCUCUCAGAGGAAGAAUCCAGUUCUUGUGAACGUGCUGAUAGUUGCUUCCAUAAUCUCCUGUAUUGCCAUCCUCGUUGUAAUAGUUUAUAGCUCAUUCACACUGAACUACGGUGAAGAGGAGGAGCUGAGUUCUGCCCCAGUCCAUGUUAUCCAUACAAAGUUCAUACUUAACAAAGUCGUCAAGGGUGCUAACGUAGCCAUGCUGGCUGCAUCUAUCUGCAGUGCUUUUGCUGUGCUGGCAAUGGCUUACUUGGGAUGCCGGAGUCUUCCUCGCUGCUCAUGCUACGACAGCGUAACUGGGAUGGAAUGGUUGCAACCAAGUGAGGACCAAAAUCAGGCUGUGGAGAUGGUUUGCGCUGUACAAAGUCCUGGGGGCAGAAUUUUUAACUUCCCAGAUCGGUUUCCAGCCCAGGACUUAGAUGCAGAGGAAGAUGCAUCCAAACCUCCACCAUAUGUCAGAAUGGCUUGA